AUGGACCCUCUCUCUAUCGGUUCCGCGGUGGUGGGCCUUAUCGCCGCCGCUGCGCGCAUGGCCCCCAUGCUGCACCACUUCGUCGUGCACACACGUGACGCGCCUAAAUCAGCCUCGCAGAUCCUCGACGAGAUGAACAGUAUUACCUCUGCGCUCGAACGUUUACAGGUUUACCUGAUGGGCGCAUAUAAAACCAAUGCCGCAAGACGGUCGAUGUUAAGUUUGAGGAACAUCGUGGCUACGUUGACGGCGUGUGUGACAACAUAUUCGGAUCUGGAGCAUGUUGUUAAGAAAUGCGUGGAUGAUGGGAAAGUAAAGAAAUUCAAGUGGACGAUGAACGAAGGAGAUGUUGGAGAGUUAUUGGGCAGAGCGCAGGCGCAUAAGCUGAGCUUGGUGUUCAUGUUGACGAUAUUGCAGUGUGAAUCGAUGCAAGAAGCUGAAGAUCACAUGCACCGUCUAGUGGAGUUGGUUGAAGGGCUUGUGGACAGUAACAUGGACUUAAGAAACCGCCUGGACGCCAUUGCAGCGGACCAUGCUUCAACGGAGGCUGCUGCACCACAUCUGCCAAUCGCGUCUACUCUUACGACUAUUCCCUUGGUUUCACAACAACCUUUCGAAGAAGACCUUAGUAGCUCUCGGGUAUAUCGGAAUCUACGACCUCGAGACUCUAUCUACUCACUCAACAGCUCGCAACGCGCUUCACUCGCUUUGUCCGCCUUUUCAGAUCUCUCUCUGGGUAAUGUCUCCGUGAUCUCUGUAUUAUGUCUUCCUGUUUGGAGCGUUGAUUUGAUGAAUGCGGAGCAUUAUCGCUUUGGGCGCGAGGGGCUUACCUUGACCAUGGCGGAGCUCACUGAGCGGUAUCCGUAUAUUGAGUUCCCGGAUCCAGACUCCUUGGACGAAAUGGACGUGCAAGUAGAAUCAGGUGGACACGGCAUCCCAUCUCAACCGGCUUCCCUUCCUUCGAGCAAUGUCUUUAAUUCUGCUUUGCCGAUUUCCACGAGCCCUUCUACUGUCGAAACGCCCCUCAAUGGAUCAGAUCUUGACGAACCAGAAGUCCUGUUUCUCGCCGCAAGUCUAUUUGAUUUCAACAUUAGUCACGACAGAAGGGAAGGCGGGAUUCCGUAUCUGAUAUACGUGCCCGGCGAGAUAUUCGACGUCAUCGGCAUGAAAGGCGAACUCUGGCUUGCUCGUAAUCAAGAUGAUCCACAGCGCAUCAUAGGCUGGAUCUGGGAAAAGCAUUUCGCUAGAAUGGUUCCGGACGACUCUAAAAAAGACUCUGGUGAUGAUCCUAUUGAAGUUACGUAUAACAAGCCUCGCUAUACUGAUGUAGUCGAGGCAACGCGAGGCACGAAUGCCCUCAUUGAUCGAUCUACAUCAGCGACAGAGGGCCGAGCCCGUAGUGAGAAACUUGAGGACGAGAAUGAGGUCUCGGUUCAGGAUCCAGAGUUCAGCACAGGGUUGUCGAUAUCUGGACCUUCAGCUUCACAAUUCCGCGACAGGUCACUCAUUAACUACCGUGGAAGAUUUGUUAAUCAAUUUGCUGAGGGUUUAGAUCAAGAUGAUAGCACUCGUCCUCUACGAAGGCGGCGUUGGUACCAUCGUAUAUAG
This is a messenger RNA of Didymosphaeria variabile, 1608 nucleotides long. RefSeq lists its product as uncharacterized. Lineage: Eukaryota; Fungi; Ascomycota; Dothideomycetes; Pleosporales; Didymosphaeriaceae. The coding region runs from base 1 to 1608 and encodes 535 amino acids. The record is from RefSeq and is a predicted model, not a curated record. The transcript is spliced from 3 exons.